UGAAUACUAAUGGUAAUGAAACUAACGUUAUGUACAUGUGUCUUUGUAGAAAAUGCCCUGCGUAGCCUGUUGGAGGCGCUGACGAGCCCCCCCUACGCUCCCAUGCAGCACCUAGAGAGAGAACAGGCCCUGGCAAAACAGUUCGCAGAGAUACUCCACUUCACCCUCAGCUUCGACGAACUAAAAAUGACAAACCCAGCCAUUCAGAAUGACUUCAGCUACUACAGGAGGACGAUCAGCAGAAACAGGCUGAACAACCAGCAGUUGGAGGCGGAGAACGAGGUGAACAAUGAGAUGGCCAAUCGGAUGUCUCUGUUCUACGCCGAGGCCACGCCCAUGCUGAAGACCCUGAGUAACGCCACCACCAAGUUUGUGUCAGAGAAUAAGACAUUACCCAUUGAAGACACCACAGACUGCCUGAGCACCAUGGCAUGUGUGUGUCGCGUCAUGCUGGAGACCCCUGAGUACCGUUGUAGGUUCACCAACACAGACACCAUGUUGUUCUGUAUGAGGGUGAUGGUGGGAGUGAUCAUUCUGUACGACCAUGUCCACCCUGUAGGAGCCUUCGCCAAGACCUCCAAAAUAGACAUGAAGGGCUGCAUCAAGGUGCUGAAAGAGCAGCCUUCCAACAGCGUGGAGGGACUACUGAACGCACUGAGGUAUACGACCCGACAUCUAAACGACGACAGCACCUCCAAACAAAUCAGGGCUCUUCUCCAAUGAGAGUGAGAGGAGAGAGGGAAGGAAGAUGAGAGAGAGAACACGGAGGGAGAUGAAGAACGAGGGAGAACAAACUGUGGUGUGCUGAAUCCCGUUUGUUUACAAGAAUGAAAAGCAAAAUGAUCCGGUCUGAUAAGAAGAGCUGAUGAAAAGAACAAGUCUAUGUAUUGUUCAUCAUUCUGUCUCCCAUUUUGUAAAAAAGAAAAUGAAGGAAGAGAAACUAUAGGAGAUAUAUAUUAAAGAGAAAAAUCGCGAAACAAAAAAAACUAAAGUGUUACAAGAUGGAAACAAGACUAAAGAAGAAGAAGAAGGAAAAAGCUAUAUUAAUAAGACUAAAGAAGAAGAAGAACAAGGAAAAAGCUAUAUUAGAAAAUCUACAGUCAGGAAACAAAACUCAAACAAAAAAACUGAAAAUAAACACAAAAAGAUGAAUAUUCCGUACAACAACGUCAGUCUGAAAAAUAUUUUUGCACUGGUGUAGAAUAUAAACAACGCCGUCUGUCAGUCUGUAGCCGCUGCUAAAGAUUUAAACCAGGCUCCAUUACAAACAUUAAAGAAUGAGACUGGGAUUGCACAAAACGGCCUGAUUCCAAACCAGUAGCUUGUCCCUUUCCGAAAGUCCUGACUCCUCCAAUCUAAAAGGACUUGAAGUUGUAUGGCACAAACACUUCUUAACUUACAGAAGGCUAAUGGGUGUUUCAACCUUAUAACUGAUACAAAUCCAAACAAUCUGUCAGGUAGUCAACAAGGUCCUAGGGUUCGGGGUGAGGUAUUGGUUUGGGACUGGGCACCUGUGUAGAUUAGGCUCAGUCUCUGCAUUGAGGGUCCCAUCCCAAUCGUCUGAAGGGGCUUCCUCCACUCCUCACCCUCUCCUUCGUCUGCACUGAACUGAAAAAGCAGGUGUUAAGUAAAGGCAAUGUGAUGGAUAAAAACCAGAGAUGAACUCUCACUUUGUUCAGCUCUUUCACAUCGUUGCAGAUGAAGGAAAGACAGAAAGGAGACAUGGAGGGAAACCUAUUUUAGUGUAUUGAGAUGCACCCAGACACUCCAUUUUGAUUUCCUCAUCAUACAACCCACUCCUAUUGAUCCUAACCCAUAACCCACCCCACUUCCCAUCCACUUGCAUCGUAACCAUGGGAGCUGUGGGUGUUCUAAGCACUAGUAUGUCAUGUUAUGCCGUAAAUGGAGUUUGUGAAGAAUUUUGGUGAUCCAGACUUCUGUAUGGUGCCAAAACGUUUUAUUAUCCACAUAAAAGCUCAUACAACAAGUGCCAAAGCUACUGCAUCAUCAGAAGGUGAGGAUUGGGUUAAGGAGAUACUGACUACAGGCCUUGUAACACAGCUUGAUAUCCAUCUUUAGGGGGUUAAAGAGAUACUGACUACAGGCCUUGUAACACAGCUUGAUAUCCAUCUUUAGGGGGUUAAAGAGAUACUGACUACAGGCCUUGUAACACAGCUUGAUAUCCAUCUUUAGGGGGUUAAGGAGAUACUGACUACAAGCCUUUUAACACUGCUUGAUAUCCAUCUUUAAGGGGUUAAGGAGAUAGUGAAUAGUAGCCUUGUAAAACCGCUUGAUAUCCAUCUUUAGGGGAUUCGAAAAGAUCCAGGACAUCGAAGUCUACUGCUCCAAUCCCAACAUAGCUAACCAGCCAUCAGUAAAGCAUUCUGUACAUUGUGAAGGAAAACAUCUUGGAUGUUUUGGGCAGGGGCGCAACUUCCACUGGGGACGGGGGACGGGGGGGUUACGGGACAUGUUGGAUUACUCGUUGGUUAUUACUGCAUUGUCGGAACUAGAAGCACAAGCAUUUCGCUACACUCGCAUUAACAUCUGAUAACCAUGUGUAUGUGACCAAUAAAAUGGUCAUUUGAUGUCCCACCCACAUUCUGAAAUUGGUAUUUUUAUCCCCACCCAGUUUUAUCAUUGGAAUUAUGACACAAAAUGAGGCAAAUGUGUGCUUUAGGACCAUGUGGAUGCCUCCGAGUGGUUGGUAGGCUGUUUGGAGUGUUUAUCCAACUGGAUAAAAUAAUUAUUAUUAUUAUUAUGUCCCCCCCCCACCCACUUCUAAAACUAAAGUUGCGCCCCUGGUUUUGGGGAACAUUCUAUCUAUCUUUAGGGGGUUAUUUAAGGAGAUAUUGACCAUAAGCAUUUCGCUACACUCGCAUUAACUAACCAUGUGUAUGUGACAAAUAACAUUAGAUUUAAAACAUAAAGAGAAGGGCAGAGACAAGGCUAUCAGGGAGGGACUAAGGCAACAUCAUAAUAAGAGGAUAAAUACACGCACAGAGACACACACACACACACACACACACACACACACACACACACACACACACACACACACACACACACACACACACACACACACACACACACACACACACACACACACACACACACACACACAGAGAGAGAGAGAGAGUCAUUAGAUCACUCAGAGAUUCGCAGUGUAAAUAAGUGAGCGAGCUGAGUAUUUUCUCAUCAGGCUUCUACAAGGCCAGCUCGGGUCCUGCAGGAUAAAAUACAACAACAACAAUAGCAAGCGUGCUUAUGAUCCACUAGAGAGUUCUUCUUUAGUAUGAGGCAAAUAAACACUUAAGUCACUGAAUGAGUGGGUAUUGAAAAUAAAGAAUUUCAAAAGGAGAUUUUUUUUAAAAGGCAGUGUUGUACUUUCCAUGUCUAUAGACCUGAGUCUAACUUCAUUUGAUCUCAUAAUAUAUUUUCUAUACAGGGGUAUGUGGUAACAAGCAUAUUCUGUAUAAAUAUAUAGAUGGCAUGUUGUAAAAGUUUUGACAUAAAAUGUGUACAUAAAAGGUGUUUUUAUUUCUUUUUAA
Molecule: messenger RNA, 3551 nt
Organism: Salvelinus fontinalis (brook trout)
Lineage: Eukaryota; Metazoa; Chordata; Actinopteri; Salmoniformes; Salmonidae
Product: CYFIP-related Rac1 interactor A-like
Exons: 7
Coding region: 10-723 (237 amino acids)
Biological process (GO): regulation of actin filament polymerization
Molecular function (GO): small GTPase binding
Source: RefSeq, a predicted model, not a curated record